GUGAGGUCGUCGAGUUUGCUCUGCAUGUUCGGUUGUGUUUGGGCGAGCAAAACAAUAUCGUCAGCCAGGUCAAGGUCGUUCAGUUGCUCCAUUGUUAAAGGAUUCCACGGCAAUCCUCGGUUCGGUGCACAGUCGAUCGAUCCAGUCAGAAUCUCAUCCAUUACGAUGAGGAAAAGUAGCGGUGAUAAGAUACAUCCUCGUCUCACUCCAGCAGUUACCGGGAUUGGUUCGGACAAGACACCAUCGUGCAAGACCUUGCACGAAAAUGCCUCGUAUUGUGCUUCGAUGAGAUGGACUAGUUUCUCUGGGACCCCUCGUCGCCUUAGAGCCGCCCAGAUGUUUUCAUGGUUAAGUCGGUCGAAUGCUUUUUCGAAAUCAACGAACACCAGCAGCAGAAGAGAGUCCUGGAAUUCGUUGAUUUGUUCCAGUAUGAUUCGUAGCGUUGUGAUGUGGUCCACACAUGAUCGUCCGGAUCGGAAUCCAGCUUGUUGCCGUCGGAGUGUAGCGUCGAUUUUCUCCUGGAUCCUGUUCAGAAUCACUUUGCAGAGUACUUUGAGGGUUGUACAGAUCAACGUUAUGCCUCGCCAGUUACCGCACUCUGUCAGGUCUCCUUUCUUCGGGACCUUUACGAGGAUACCCUGCAUCCAGUCGGCCGGGAAUGUUGCAGUAUCCCAGAUGUCAGCGAAUAGACGGUGCAACAUUUGUGCUGACAGGGCAGGGUCGGCUUUCAGCAUUUCAGCAGGGAUACAAUCGAUCCCAGGUGCUUUGUUGGAUUUCAUGUUUUUGAUUGCCGCUUCUAUUUCAGCCAGCGAGGGCGCUUCCGAGUUGACGCCAUUAAUGCGACUUACUGUUGGCGCUUCGAGCUGCGGGUUUUGUUGGCCAUCGCUAUUCGUGACUCGGAAGAGUUGUUCGAAGUGCUCAGUCCAUCGUUUGAGCUGAUCUGUUCGAUCGAUAUGCAUUUAACGAAGCCAAAAUUUUUCCGCGUGCAAUUGUUGGUACACAUUUCCAAACAUGUACUUAGUUGUUCAAACUAUCGAAGACAAAGGGCGCAAAGAACGAACUGCAGUCCCAGCAAGAUGGGUGGAAACUUCCAGCGGGGGCCAAUUUCUUCGUUGGCCAAAUAGUAAGUCCCAGUCAGAACUUUCUAAUUUGUUAAAGAAUCCAAUGUAAAAACCCACCGCUUCAUGGACCCGGAGCAGGUGUAAGAUCAAGAGAAAGGAUUUGAACACGCUGAAUGAGGCAGAUGCGUUUGUCGAAUCCAUGUCCGGUGAAUCCAGCACGGACUCCUGCAUUAAGGUUCAAGCCCUCCAGCCAAAUAUUGAUUGAUGAAAAUAGCCAUAUUGUCAAACUCCAAGCUGAUGAACAUUUUUCGAAAAAUAUUUACAACACAAACCGAAGUGGUUAACCAAAUGAAACUAGCCGACUUUUUCAGAAAAAGCCUAAAAAUGCUACUAAACGAUUAGCAAAUAUGGAGCAGAGACGUGGCGCUCGGAAAAUGCGUAUUAAAAACAAAAACCAUCGAAGAUUUUAACAUACCUAAAUGAUCCAAUCUCGAGUAAAGUUUAUUCUAUUGUUGAACCCUUCGAUGAUCAGGCCAGAGAUAAUUAUAGUAGUGAUUCAGAAUAAAUUUUUAUCUUUAAUUUUUCAUUUACUGGAUUCAUUUAAAACAAACAUGAAAUAAACAUU
This is a messenger RNA of Uranotaenia lowii, 1686 nucleotides long. RefSeq lists its product as uncharacterized. Bases 25 to 939 code for a protein of 304 amino acids. Lineage: Eukaryota; Metazoa; Arthropoda; Insecta; Diptera; Culicidae. The record is from RefSeq and is a predicted model, not a curated record. The transcript has 2 exons.